Molecule: messenger RNA, 2401 nt
Organism: Aphanomyces invadans
Lineage: Eukaryota; Oomycota; Saprolegniomycetes; Saprolegniales; Verrucalvaceae
Exons: 14
Coding region: 165-2258 (697 amino acids)
Biological process (GO): microtubule-based movement
Cellular component (GO): kinesin complex; microtubule
Molecular function (GO): microtubule binding; microtubule motor activity; ATP binding
Source: RefSeq, a predicted model, not a curated record
AAACAACGUGCCAUUCACACGCGUCGUCGUUGAUCGUUCUCCCGACGACGGCGCGCUGACCUCGUGAGCUUGGCGGCCAUGGCGUCGGAUGGAGUGCAGGAGGCGGCGACCACCGCCCUCCACGUCGUUGCCCGGGUGCGCCCGCUGCUGUCGACGGAAACGGCAUGCCCACCGGAAGUGCUCAGCAUCCAAGGUGGCGGCAUCGUGUGGUCCAAGAAAGGCUUGACGAAGGCGUUGAAUGUCGACACGGUCUUGUGCGAAACAUCCACGCAAAGCGAUGUUUUCGAGGCAGUGCAAAGUGCGUGAAGCGGCUGGGCGAUACCAUAGUCACGAAAGAGCGUUGUUUAGAUCAUGUGGACCACUUCAUCAAGGGUUACGACUGCGCCAUCCUUGCUUACGGGCACACGGGGUCGGGAAAGACAUUCACGAUGGUCGGAGAUCGGGCUGCACUGGAAAAGACUACUGCGAACAAAAUUACCGUGGACAACGGGUCCGGCAUCAUCCCGCGGUGCUUGCAGCAGAUUUUCGAUGCGUGCGACAUCAUCGAGAACGCCGACGACGUGGUGCACCUUUCAUGCUCGUACAUGGAAAUUGUCAACGAAAGGGUCUAUGAUCUCCUGGCCAUCCCCCCCGCGGCCUCUCCGCCUCGACCACGUGCAGACCCACCCUCUUCCCCGUCAUCAUCAUCUUCACCAUCAAGACUGUCGCAGUCGCCUCCAAAAGCAGCGCCAUCAUCACCACACAAUUCCCUACAAAACACCCCCCGAAGUUUGUGGAAUAGCCAUCGAGCGGCGCGGGAAUCGCUCGGGCUACCCCUACGCCAACAUCCCCUCGGUCAUGUGUUUGUCCAGGGUCUGAAGCAAUGCAGCAUCUCGUGCGGGCAAGACGCGUUGGAGCUUCACCACAAGGCUUUUGUACAUCGCAGUACCGACGUACCUGUUGGCCACACCAUAUUUGAAAUCUCCAUGACCCGCCAAACCGUGGCUGGGACACGAGUGAGCCGCCUCGUCUUGGUCGAUCUUGCGGGGUUUGAAAACGGGAGCCACAACAACAAGAGCAUCGCCGCGUUGACGUAUUGCAUGCACGUGGUGUCCAAGUCCCAGCACCACCCUGGCAGCGUUUCGUGCGUUCCUUUCCGGGAGUCGGUCUUGACGAGGCUGCUGCAACCAUUCCUUCUUGGCUCCAGUGGCACGACGUUUGUGGUUACGCUGAGUCCGGCCGCGGAAGCGAUCGACGACACCCGCGCCACGCUCCGGUUCGCCGAGCGCUUGCGGUCCAUUUCAUGCAAGCCGACUCGCCAGCCACUCGUUCCAAACACCGCUCCAACUCCGAUCGAAGAGCUCCAUGCCAUGCAGCUCGAAAUGAAUCGACUGCGAGAUGCAUUGGCCCGCGUGACAUGCAAACAUGAAGCCGCUCGGCGACACGACCAGGCGUUGUUGAUGGAGAACCAGCAGCUUCGGGCCCACCUCGACGCGUCGCGCAGUGUUCCCAAACAAACCGAUUCGCCGACUCCAAGUCCUCUCGUCAUUGUGGACUCUGCUUCAAACGAUGUGGAGCUUCCGAUCAAGACAACCAAAACAAAACGAGACAGGCAGUCUGCCAGAGAGCCUUCUUCGUCCUCGGACCCGCCGAAACGCGUCGACGAGUCGUCAGACAAGCUCACCCUCCUGCCGCGCCUGUCGCCGGCUAAAGUGUCGACAGCGCGCGUUCCAGAAACAAGCUUGUCCCCAGACUUGUUGAAAAAGCUCGUUCAAGUACCUCUGCCCCUGCGCUUGCAGGAGUCGCGGCGGCCUGCUGCACCAUCAACAACUACCUACAACCAAACGACACCGACACCAUCCGACCUUGCGCCAUCGCCUCCAAGACCUCGCCAUGAUCCUCCUCUCCACAACAACACGUCGUCCAAGGCGUCGUCAUCGGGAAGAUCAGCGGCGUCGACAAAAGCCACGUCCCUCCUACCAAGCAUCGACUGCAAGCAACCGUCACGACCCCCGCACGCACCCAGCGCAACCAGGCACAGCCGAACUCACAAAAAAGAAUGGCGGGGCGACAGCAGCUCCGUCAUGGUCAUGUCAACGCCUCGCGCGAUGGCGCUGCCCAAGCUCGACCAACGUUCGCCACCGAUUCAGUCUCCCCAGCCGUCCGCGCCGAGAGAAGACGAUUCCUUGGCGCAAUACAAGUUGCGACGGCGGGAAGAGCUCGAAACCAUGCUGGGUGGCGACUUCUUGGGCACUCGCGACGCGUUCAUCUUCUUUUAGCUGUCCAACAAAUCAAUCUGUCCGCUCUGAAUCGGCGUUGCCGUGUGGACGCGCCUCGGGCUCAAAUACAACACACCCGCGUUGUUUGCGAACCUGAACAACGUGACCUAUUGCACUUGACAACGACAGUAAAACGUACCAAA